Messenger RNA from Linum trigynum, 3192 nucleotides. The record is from the annotation of a GenBank genome assembly. NCBI's taxonomy places the organism in Eukaryota, Viridiplantae, Streptophyta, Magnoliopsida, Malpighiales, Linaceae.
CAUUAGGGGAAUGCAAUAUUCAAUAGCUCCAAAGAGGAGGAUUCCCACAUUUACAUGUGGCCUUCCUGAUUCUCAGGCAGAGCCGGGGCCAACUGUAAUUUUGCAUGUGCCCUUAUGACACCUCACUUUCCGCUUCUCUCCCCACUCCCAUCCACUGUUAUUUUUGUACUCACUCCCUUCCUUUGUCCUCCUAGCAAGAAAAAGGUAACGUUACCAUUUUCUAAGCAAGUGCCGUAUAAUACUGCCUUACGAGCUUGUUGGCAAGUGCCGUAUAGUAUAAUACUGACUAAUUUGGCUUUAUAAAUUUGGCUUUAUAACUUUGAAAAGGCUGAACAAUUUUGAUUUUACUGACUGGGAGUCUGACUCGGUCAAAAUCGAGUUCCAAAACAACCUAUAAGCGCGUGUUGUUUGACUCCCUAGCUAAUGUUAGGUUGUUGGAGGAAGCACAUAUAUAUUACUGUAGCUGGGUAAUGGACAUGCACAGCACAGUAGUAGUGGAGAAUAAUAAGGUGCAGAACAAAAACCUUGUAUGUGAUAUUGCUUUCGGGGAGGGAGUUUAUGUGACGAUGUCUAAUGAAUAUUACAUGGUUAUAUUCUUGAUUUUCAGGAAUGACAACUACCGAUAAAGCUACUCAUAGUCAUAGACCAUAUUGGAAAGUUCAGGUGAUAGAUUCUGAGGGACAGAGGUCCAUGGCACAUCUACAUGCACAGGAUGUGUGGUAUCUCCCACAGGGCACCAAGUUUGUGGUGCCAUUUGUAAGGAACCAGCCUGUUCAUGAUGGUGGUGGACUACUUGGACAAUUUUUGGGACUCUUAGCUAGGGACGUCAACUAUUUUCCUAUAAGCUUUGAUAGUUGGCUUGAUGUUCCUUCUAGCUAUAAGAAUGAAGUCCUCCAUGGUAUAAUUGCUGAAAAAGUUUUUGUUGAGCCUAGACACAGAGAUAGGGCAUACAAGUACAUUUUGAGUAGCUUAGGCAGCAAAUGGAAGGGGCAUAGGUAUGAACUUUACAAACACAAGUACAAGCGUAUAUGGACAAGAGAGCAAAAUAUCAACAAACCUCCUGAAGGGAUUCCCAAAGAACAAUGGGCUAGUUUCAUCGACUAUCGCCAACGAAAGACCACUCAGGAUAUGUCAAUAAGGAAUACAAGAAAUAGGGGUGAAUAUCAGCUUAAUCACACAGGAGGCUCGAAGUCCAUUGCUAGGAAAACUACUGAGAUGAGUGAGUCAACUGGGCAGGAGGUUUCAAGAGGACAAGUUUUCGUUGAGACUCACAAAAGGCCAGAUGGAUCAUAUUUGAAUCCCAAGACCAGAGAUGUUUGUCUUGAAGAAGAAUGAGAAGUAUGAAGAGUGGUUUGUCAAGAUUUUUCAGCACAUGAAUGUCCCUAUGCCAUUGGAGCUGGCUACGUUAGUAGAACAAGUAAGUUGUUAUUUUGAAUGUAAGAACUUUCAGAGGAAAUUGCGAGUUUAUGCCUUUUAACUGGUUUUUUUUUUGUUGUUGUAUAUUUUCACUUUUCAGCAUCCUCUUGACUCCACUGGUCAGCAUUCUGGCCACUCUUCGACUAGCGGUCCGAGACAGCAGGGAUAGAACUCCUUAACAGGUACUACUUGAAUCGAGAAAUGGAGGGAAAAAGAGGCUUUUUUCUUCUUAAAUGAGUGCAUUACGAAAGCAAGCUCAGCUUCUCUAGCCAUCCGAAUAGCUUCAGUUUCAAUACCACUCCAACCUAGGCAAAAUGAUCGGUGAAGACUAAUCUCAUGUUCUUUUUCUCUUUCUGGUGUUUCAGGAUUUUGUUCUUCAUUCAACAGACCUCCUGUCAUGAAAGGUUAGCAUCUAGUUCCUGGAUUUCGCUUAUUUGAACCAAACUUUCGGUUGUUUCUUUUAUGAGAUCCUAGUCCUUAAGUUGUGCUAGGAAUAAAGGGGUAGAAAAGGGUGAUGCAGAAACGCAGUUUGUAGUAUUGGUGGGAGCUGGGAAUGAACAAUGCUAUGGAACAGUUAGAGAUUGCAGGGGUGAGAGCUAGCAGAGAGAGAGAGAGAGAGAGAGAGAGAGAGAGAGAGAGAGAGAGAAGGAAUGAAUGAAUGAAUUGAAGGAGGGAGGGACUCAAAUUCGGAUGGUGGGAUUUGGUUUUGUUUAAGGGAAGUAAAACACGUAAUCGUCAUCAUUCAUUAGAGGGAGGAGAUCCAAAAGGAGAAGAUAAUUAGAUAACCAAACAAUUUAAUAUUAUUUUAAGCUCGGGUGAUGCAGAAGUUGCAAGUUUGAAAUGAUCUGUAAUUAUGGAUUUGUGACUGGAUCUUUGUUGUUGUUUUGUUGAUUUACAGGGCUGCAAGUUAAUGAAGGGCUUCAGUGGUAAACUCAGUUUUUAGUUUGAAAUAGUAUUCAACUUUAGAUUGUAGGCUUUGAACUUUUGUAAGUGGUUUGAUUGAUUUACAAUUCUGGAUUUGAGAGAUUUGAUGGUACUUUUGUAAGGAUUGAUGGUUUGAUUUACAAUUCAAAGGGUUAUGAAUGGAUUUACAAUUCUUGAUUUGUGAUUAUUAGAGUAGUGUGUUGCUGAUUUGAUGUUUAGAAAAUGAUUUGUGAUCAUUAGAGUAAUGUUAAAUCACAGCAGGCUAGGGCUGUUAUUGUUUGGGAAGGUGGUUCCUUAAAAUACGGUAGCUUUUAGCGACGGUCGGUAGCUUUUAGCGACGGUCGUACUCUGUCGCUAAAUAAUUUUAACUGUUGCUGGGAUAUUUAUUUGACGACGGUUGUCGGGAAAAUUACGUCGGUCACCACCGUCGUUAAACUUUAGCGACGGUCAGCGCGACGGUCGACCAAAACCGUCGCUAUAAAAUUUAAGGACGGCGGGGUCAGCGACGGUUGGCUGUCCGUCAUUAAAUAUUUUAGCGACGGUUUUGACCGUCGCUAAAAGUCCGUUUGACCGUCGCUAAAUCACUGUUUUGUUGUAGUGGUGGGUAUAUUCUAUACAUGAAAAUGUUGCUUAAAUGAAGGAGUUUAGGUUUUGUUACUUGACAAAUUUGGUAGAAGAUUUUUGGGAAGGGAUCAGAUGACCUUUUCUUUUUUCUUCUUCGGAAUACCUACCUCAUAUCCGGUCUAUGUCAGCAUUUUCACAAGCAUUAGGCCAUUUGGGCAUAUGGCUUUAGGGUUCGUUUACGAAAGAGCAUUUGAACAAAACAUUUCUCAGUAAAUACGACUUCGAUAC